AUGGAACUAGAACACUUCGACAUCGGUAUAAACCGAGUGGAGCUGAGAGACGAGAAGGUGUACUACGUCAUCCUAGUUCAGUACAAAGAUCUCAAGUAUGAAACCAGUAAAAGGUAUAGCGAGUUUGAAGAGCUCCACUGGGAGCUACUCCAUAUGGGUUUUUCAUCCCUGCCAAAUUUACCCAAGAAAAAAUUAAUGUCCUACAAAAACACAGAAUAUAUAAACUACAGAAAGAAGGUACUAAAUUCUUACAUGCACAAUUUAUUUAUCCGGGCGGAUGUAAGAUGUUGUGCUUUGUUUCUAAAUUUUAUUUUAUUUUACGACAAAAUUAAUUUGUCCGUUGAAGUCGUAAAAACCAAGCUUCUAAACAGCAUAGGAUCACAAAAAUUUUCCAUGAGCGAUUUGUACAUCAACGAAAAAUACAAUUUUAUCAUUUGUGUAUAUGAAGAUAAGAGUAAUUUGAGCAAGUUGGGAAAAUUGUGGUCUAUUAUUGAGCCAGACAUAGUGGGGGAAAUAAAAGUCUUCACUUAUAAUAACGAUUUGACAUCCACCUUUUGCGAAACGUACAAAGAACAAACCGUAUAUAAGGCUAGAAACAUCGUGUGUGCAGAAUCACAAAAUGAAGUUAUUAUAUCAGGGGAUGAUGGAAAAAUACACAUUUAUAAAAUUGACACACAGUUACUAACCCUAACUUAUAUAAAAAAUAUUCCUUGCCAUAAUGACACCAUUUUAAAAAUGAUGAAUUUCAAUGGUGACUUAUUUUGUACCUGCGGUUAUGAUAACGCCUUCAGAUUGUUCCGAUUUGGUGAUUAUAAAAUUCUGAGUGGAGGACGAUGCAAUAAACGUUUGGACAAGGAUAAAAUUACUACAUGUCACCUCCUCAACUAUAGUAAUAUUGUCCUUGGAACCGACUGUUCUGUUUUUUUUAUUUACAAUAUGAUGACCAAUCCUCCCCUUUACCUAGACACCAAGAAACUCAAAAAUGGAGAAAAAAUUAACUGCUUUGCAAACACGGAUAAGUACCUAUUUAUAGGUUACGAUAAUAUCAUUGCGUGUUACAAUUACCAUUAUAACAGUGAGGCAAAAAGGGGAGGAUGCCUAACCCUAAAUGAGACCUCAGAAUGUAUGCCUUACCAGGACCCACCUGUCGGUAGCUACACCGAUACGCAAAAUAAUGAAAAGCAGCCUCACCUCACCAAACUGGUAGUAGAUAAUAACAUGUCGGCACAGUACGUCCCGCCGUUGCUCUACGAUAAUACUGUCCUUUCCCUAAGUGUUAACAAAGAGAAAAAAGUACUCUACGCAGGGUAUGAAGACGCAAUUGUUAUUUGGUCCAUAACGAGUGGUCUGAUCAUUUCAGCUUUCCAUGGGCAUACAAACGGAGUGCACUUUUUAAAUUUUCUAAGCAGUUCAGGUUUCUUAAUCUCAGGGGGAGACGGGGGAAAUUUAAAAGUAUGGAAAAAUGACAUAGAUAAUUUUCAAAUAUGGAAACCGAAGAGGAAGAAUUACCAAACCAACGAAUCGGUAGGGAUUACCCCGCAAGCAGUAUACGCCGAAUCGGCCAACUACAAAAACAGUCAGCAUAACAAUUUCACAUUUAAUGAGAGCGAAGAUGGUGACGACCCUGAUAACAGAAGCAAUGCGCAAAGUGAGUCCAUGUGUAUUGACCACUUGUUAGGAGAAACGAACAAAAAAUACGAAUACCAAGUGUAUGAUACGUCAAACUACAAGAAAGACCUAAUUAACUACAAUGCAUCAACACAUAUAAACAGUGCUAACUCUUCAAGAAGUAAUAUUUUUUAUGAUAAAAGUGUGAGUAAUGUGCCUCAGGAGUUUGUGUCUGAUGCGAGCAACCUGGAUGUGUGUAUACUCACAAACCUGGAAGACAAAGGACGAAGCGGUAGCUACGACUAUAACGUUGAUGCAAAUUUUAACAAAUCAGAUAACUCCUUUCAUGCACCACUUUAUGACCAAGACUCUCAACAGAAUAAUGCGGAUUACUGCGUAGUAAACGAGGAUGUAAAGUUCGACCAUGGUGGGCAACAUGAGGAGCGGUACCAGCAUGAUCAGUGUAACGUGCGUGAUCAAAACGAUUACGGCGUGCCUCCCAUUGCUCGACAUGAAUACGAAGCCUCCUACGAGAAGGGGGGCUCGCAGGGUAAGAUAGAACAGGAUGAUUAUCACCAUAGGGAUGGUCACCAUAGCGUUGCGCACCAGAUGGAUGUGCAUGAAGCAAAUUACAAUAACGCCACUGACCCUCAAGCGCAACACAACUACGACGGGGUGGCACCUAAUUCGAUGGAUAUGAAUCACAAUGAGGACGACCAGUUCAGUAACAUAAAGAGGGAUAUCGUUUACGUCAGUGACGAGGACGAUGAUUUGAUUUCAGCCUUUAGGUAA
Plasmodium fragile is the source of this 2400-nucleotide messenger RNA. RefSeq lists its product as uncharacterized. The record is from RefSeq and is a predicted model, not a curated record. Gene Ontology annotation, molecular function: snoRNA binding; phosphatidylinositol binding; protein binding. The coding region runs from base 1 to 2400 and encodes 799 amino acids. Gene Ontology annotation, cellular component: small-subunit processome. The transcript has a single exon. Lineage: Eukaryota; Apicomplexa; Aconoidasida; Haemosporida; Plasmodiidae.